Molecule: messenger RNA, 1814 nt
Organism: Exophiala viscosa
Lineage: Eukaryota; Fungi; Ascomycota; Eurotiomycetes; Chaetothyriales; Herpotrichiellaceae
Product: DNA excision repair protein ERCC-8
Exons: 1
Coding region: 112-1641 (509 amino acids)
Biological process (GO): transcription-coupled nucleotide-excision repair; protein polyubiquitination; proteasome-mediated ubiquitin-dependent protein catabolic process
Cellular component (GO): Cul4A-RING E3 ubiquitin ligase complex; nucleotide-excision repair complex
Molecular function (GO): protein binding
Source: RefSeq, a predicted model, not a curated record
GACAAGUUCCAGAUUUCGUUUGUCUUAACAUCUCACAAAGCGCUCAAUCCCAUAGCCUCGAGCCUGCGUAAACGCACGCUCACAUGAGCAUCACCAAGCUCGAACUAAUGCAUGAAUCAACUUCAUCUGGCGCGGUGCCUCGGCACAGUCUCAACGCCAUCAUUUCGCCGGCAUCAUAACGAGAGCUUGAUUGAUAGCCUUGCUCAUGACCAGAACAUCACUUUUACCUACAUCAGGUCGGAACCUGACUCCAGCGAUGAUGGUACCUCACAAGUACCGGCGAUUGCUCAUCCAGCGGGCGUAAACUGUCUGGCAAUCGACCACACCGAAGGCCGAUACCUAUUAUCAGGCGGGGCAGACUCGACCGUCCGCCUUUGGGAUCUCGAGGAGCGCGAGACACAGUCUCACUCUUCUGACUCAUCGAUCCCGAAAAUUCACUCGCCAAAGGCAUCCCUGACACGAGGCACGCCGUCCUCUCACACGCACGCCCUGACCUCGAUCUCAAUAUACCCAUUCGACCCGACACCUUCCACCCUGCUCACGACAAGCUACGACAAAACGCUCAAAGUGACAGCCAUAACGCCCACCUCCCUCACUCCAAUCCACAGCUUUGAUCUCGACUUCAUCCCUUGGACGCACGCACUCUCACCCUCACCAGACUCAUCACCCUUGAUAGCAGUUGGCACUGCCCAUCCAGCCAUCCGCCUCCUCGACCUCCGCUCCGGCCUCUCAACACACUCCCUCUCCGGCCCCAACGGUGCAAUCAACACUCUCGCCUGGUCCCCUCGACAAUCGCACAUCCUGGCUUCAGGCUCCGCCGACGGCAAAGUUCUCUUCUUCGACAUCCGCCGCGCGAACGCGGCAUUCGCCUCCCUCGACCAGGACGAUGCAAUCGGCGUGAUAGGCGAGUUUCCAUCUACCGGCCUCGGCGCACGGAGUCUACAUCUCGACUUCUCAACCCUUGCCCACAGUGGACCUGUCACCAGCAUCCAGUGGACACCCGCGGGUGACAAGCUCGUCACAGCAGGCCACGACCAGCGCAUCCGCGUCUGGGACGCCGCGACAGGCCGCAACGAUCUCGUACACUUUGGCCCGCGCAUCCGCAACGAGCGACAGGGCGAAAUCGGACCGUUGAUCUCGCCCGUUGGCACCCACGCGCCAGGUCGCGAGAGCUUAUUCUGGCCCAACGACGACGGCCGCGGCACGAUUUUCCAGCAUCACUUGCGCGAGGGCCAUCUACUGCGCAUCCUGCGCACAGAGGGCGUCAAACUCGCUGAAGUCCAGGCCGCAAAGCGAAACCGCGGCGGUGGACGUGCAGGCACGAGUAAUGUCGCGAGGCUGACGAGCGGAGGUCGGAUCAAUACCAUGCUAUGGCGCGUGAAUGCACUUGCUGGUAAUGCGAUCGAAAUGUACACUGCGCACGGCGACGGACGGAUCUGUGCAUGGGUGCCUACGUCCAAGGGAAGCGAGGACGAGAAGGACGAUGGUGCUGGUGCUGAGACCUCAGAACCGACCCCCCAGGUGGCGACGACUGCGACUGACGCACCUCUAGAUGAUUCAGAGAUCAGACGCAAGCGAAAGCGAGAGCUGAUCGGCGACUUGGUGGAGGGCUUGACGAGACGGCCUAUGCCAUUUUCCUAAUCCGGAAAGCUUGCGCUCACACAAUGCUCAGAAUCACAACCAAAGAUAUUGUCGUGUUGGGCGUCGUUACCCGACAUUAAGCAUUGGUAUCCGUCCAGGCGAGUGUCGCCGCUAUAGUCCAUACCUACCUAUGUAACCUGUACAAACAUAAUACAAGGACAAUGCCCCAGAAC